AUGCCCAGGGGAUACCAGGUGGAAUUGUUUGAAAAAUGUCAUUCGACUGACUCUAUCAUAUUUUUACCUACAGGCACAGGGAAGACAUUAUGUGCAACUAUGUUAAUUUCAUACAUGCUGAAGCAAAAUCCAAAGAGAUCUGUCCUUUUUUUGGUAGACAAGGUUUUGCUUGUCUUUCAGCAGAAGAAGUAUAUUGAAGGACAAUUAAAGGGGAAAUUUUUAAGAUUUGACUUGAACGAUAGCGAUAAAAAUGUUGAUCGAGAACUGAUUAUUGCCUGCGUUUGUGGUGGUGUAGUUGGGACUCAGGACAAACCCCUCUGGAUGCAUGACAUAAUUAUAUCAACAGCUGCCUUCUGCUUGAACAUGAUAAAUCAAAAUGUCCUCCGUUGUACUUGGGCUUACUGCUUCCCCUGCUGGAGAGGAAACACUAGAAGGUACGAUAAGAAUGCUGCUCAGCCUCUCAGUGAAUAUGGGUAA
Molecule: messenger RNA, 477 nt
Organism: Acanthosepion pharaonis
Lineage: Eukaryota; Metazoa; Mollusca; Cephalopoda; Sepiida; Sepiidae
Source: the annotation of a GenBank genome assembly